UUGUUUAUUUAUAUAUGGCACAGCUCAACACAUGGUCUUCUAUUAUGUCAGAUGAAAGCACAGUUAGUAUAGUUUGACAGUUUGUGAGUCUCAGAACCCCUGUCCUCGUUCUUCUCUUGACCCAGCUUCACCGAGGACACGUUUGUUGUUUCUCGGAAGUGACGAAACCAAAGUACUGAUGGCGGCUCACAGUUUGCUCCCGGAUAUGUACUGAAACGAAUUUGAUGGCGUCUGAUUGGACUUUUUGCUUACUUGGCCGUUUGUCCGAAGCCCCGAGAUUAACGUCGAACCUGUCGAGCGCUCGAGUCGCCAUUCCGAGGAGGGACGGUCCGCUCUAGAGCCGGUUAGUUCCAGAGCUAGCUGCCUUGCCAAUGAAAUACAAGUCCAGUUAGCCUGCGUUCGCAGGGGUUUGUUUGUGUGCGUGGCUGCACACUUUGAGACGUUUGACGUUUUAGCAGUUUUGUGUCACUGGCUGGUCCAAGUGCAGCAGAGUUUUUUGGCUUCUGUCGUUUGGCUGGCCUCGCUUGCGUUACUUUAAAAGCAAAGAAUCGGCGGGAAGUGGUUAGCCGACCUGAUUAGCUGUAGCCGUAGUUCCCAGCUCUUCUGAAGUCAUUGGUCUCUAGUGGAUAGUGUGAGUCUCUUCUAUGAUUCACCGUUGCGCUGUUCGUCGACUGUCAGCAUGUUGAAGACACGUCAGUGUUUACUCGGGAUUCGCACUUUUCUUGGAGUGACGUCUAGAAUAUGGAGUUUCAUUUUAUACAUCCUCAGGAAGCAUCUACGAACGAUAAUCCAGUACCAAACAGUGCGUUAUGACACAUUACCUCUCUCCCCUAUUUCCAGAAACAGACUCAAUGCGGUGAAGAGGAAGAUACUGGUGUUGGAUCUGGAUGAGACUUUAAUUCAUUCUCACCAUGAUGGCGUCCUUAGACCUACAGUGAGGCCUGGUACACCGCCAGACUUUAUCCUCAAGGUGGUAAUAGACAAACACCCAGUCAGGUUUUUUGUCCAUAAAAGGCCACACGUUGACUUCUUUCUAGAAGUGGUUAGUCAGUGGUAUGAGCUGGUAGUAUUUACAGCUAGUAUGGAGAUAUAUGGAUCGGCUGUAGCAGAUAAGUUGGAUAACAACAGGGAUAUCCUCAAAAGAAGAUACUACAGACAGCACUGUACUUUGGAUUUAGGGAGCUACAUAAAAGAUCUGUCUGUAGUACACGGUGAUCUCUCCAGUAUAGUGAUUCUGGACAAUUCGCCUGGAGCGUAUCGAAGUCACCCAGACAAUGCAAUACCUAUAAAGUCAUGGUUCAGUGACCCAAGCGACACAGCACUUCUUAACCUGCUCCCAAUGUUGGAUGCAUUGAGGUUUACCUCAGAUGUUCGCUCCGUCCUCAGUCGAAAUCUCCACCAGCAUCGGCUUUGGUGAUCGUAUGUUUCGGGGCCGGUCUCUCUUCUGGUCGCCAUCUGGGUUUUUACACGGCUCUGCCCGCUAAGUGUUAGCCUCUCCUGCGCUGGAGCUGUCUGCCUCUCGUCAUUGUGAGCUCCCGUUAGUCAUAUGGACUCCUCUGAGGAAGUGCUAAAAGAAGACACUGGAGGACAGAAAGGAGAGACACAUGAUGAAGAAGCGAUUACAAAUAAACUCAUGGCAAAUGGAGAGGCCAGCAUUUUUUUCUUGUAUUUUUUUCCUUAAAAAAUGGAAACUCUGCCUUACAGUUGUUGCAUUCAACAUGUGCAUGAUGAAGUGUUUCUGAGUGAAUGGGGGAGAAUGCUUCUGAUUUUUCCUUUCUUUUUUUGGGGCAAAUGAAUAUGUGAUCUACCAGUCACUUCAUAAGCACUUAUUCCCCCCUUCCUCAACGUCUGUGUUUGUCUUUUUAGUUUCGUAAGACCUUGGCACAAAUGGUCACAUGGUCUUAUCUACCCAUUCUCUCUUUAAGAUUCUGUCCUUCUCUCCUUUUUUUUUUUGUUUUUUUUGGUCUGCCAUCUCAGGUAUCUGGGCCUCUUCUCUAUGUUAAGAGCUGAGAGCUGUUAAUACCGUUGUACUAAUAGUAUACUGUGGUAGAGAUAAAUGUACGAUCAGCAGGAAAGAAAACUACAGUUCAUUAUUACAGCUUAUGGUAUUAAUUUCUGUGUUUUUAAAUGGCUUAAAUGUGAAACCUCUGGUUAAAUCAGAGAGGUUUUCAAGGACACGAUUUUAGAUGCUCUUCGAUAUGGAUACAUCAGCCACUGAGAAAGACACUGAGCAACAAGGACUCUUCUAUAACAGAAAAAUAAAAUGGAGCCUUUUGUCAACAACUGAAA
This is a messenger RNA of Puntigrus tetrazona (Sumatra barb), 2289 nucleotides long. RefSeq names its product CTD nuclear envelope phosphatase 1a (gene ctdnep1a). Gene Ontology annotation, molecular function: protein serine/threonine phosphatase activity. Bases 680 to 1417 code for a protein of 245 amino acids. The record is from RefSeq and is a predicted model, not a curated record. The transcript is spliced from 8 exons. NCBI's taxonomy places the organism in Eukaryota, Metazoa, Chordata, Actinopteri, Cypriniformes, Cyprinidae.